AUUGAGUUAUUGCACACGUGCACUUCACAGAGUAUGCGUUUCCUAACGGAAAUAUGCCCAAAUAUAUUAGAACGCGCCAAUAGGAUUUCGCUAGCGCAUGCUUGGCUCUGCCCGCCUCCUUGCUUGUUCUGCCCACUAUGACUAAUUUAUUCUCAUUGGAAACGACGAGCUGGGGUCUAUCUCGGUUUUAUAAACAUCUUUGGUGGGCCCUUCUGCUUCGAGCACGCACAGGUCUGUGCCCUUUUGGAUAACUUUGCUAGCUCAUUGAUGGACCAUAGUAGAAGAAAAUGACAGAUUACGCCGAGGAGCAGCGAAACGAGCUGGAAGCUAUAGAGUCAAUUUACCCGGACUCGUUUACAGUGCUAUCAGAGGUGCCCACCAGCUUCACCAUCACUGUGACAUCAGACGCAGGGGAAAACGAUGAAACGAUUGAAGUGACGCUACAGUUCACCUAUGUGGAGAAAUAUCCCGAUGAGGUGCCGCUGUGGGAGAUAUACUCCCAGGAGAACCUGGAGGAUUCAGACGCAGAGGGCAUCCUCACCUUACUGCAGCAGCAGGCUGAGGAAAACCUAGGAAUGGUGAUGAUAUUCACCCUAGUUACAGCAGUUCAGGACAAACUGAAUGAAUUAGUCGACGAGAUAAAAAACAGAAGAGAGGAAGAGAAGAGGCGAAAAGAGGAGGCAGCGGAAGAGGCUGAGAAGGUGCUCUUCCAAGGAACAGUGGUCACCAUCGAGAACUUCCUGUCAUGGAAAGCCAAGUUUGAGCUGGAGAUGGCUGAGUUGAGGAGGAAACGGCAGAAAGAGGAGGAGCAGCAGCAGGCUGGGAAGAUUAAACUCACAGGAAAAAAGCUAUUUGAGACCGAUCACAAUCUUGACACAUCAGAUAUACAGUUCCUGGAAGAUUCUGGAAACAGUGUUGAAGUGGACGAGUCCCUCUUCCAGGACCUUGAGGAACUCGACCUGGAUGAAGACGACCCUGACUUUGACCCUCUGGCACUGGGCAGUGAUGAGGACUGAACGAGGAAGAAGGCAGACCUGUUUUCAAAUACUAUUUAAAAUACUUUGAGCAUUUGCUCUAGCCUGCCUGGAGUGCCAGAUCGGUGGGGAUUGCAGUGUUGUGACUAUUUUAUUGGUUCCAUUGUGCCUGGCAAGCACAAUCAAGCCCAGAAGAAAGCAUUUGAAAUGAUUUCAAAUAGUAUUUGAAACCAGGUCCGGUCCCAGAUCAUCUUUAUUGCAGUCACAUUGUGCUGCACAGAUUCAGAUCCCUCAACGCCUGGAGAAGUGUUUUGCAUCUCAGGAAUGACAUCAAUUUGAUAUAGAAUUCUUCUGAGAUGCGCAGCACGACUGUAAUAUUUACGACUUUGAAUGCAACCGAUACUAACAGGAGGGGAUCAUCACAGGAAGGGAAGUCACUGUAUGUAACCAAGCCUAGGGAAGAAAGACAUCCAAUAACACCCACAUUUAUGUUCUAGACAUGAACUAUAACUCCAGUUGGCUGUAAACACAAUCACCUCAAGGCAUUUAUACACCCUGGUCAAUUAAUUGAUUUAUACCCUGAUGCCAUUAAAGAUGCACUAUGCAGAAAUCUCCGCCAUUUCCUGGUUGCAAAACCUCUAGUUUGCUUAAUUUCAGUUUGUGACAAAACAAGCAAGUAUAGUGUAGAGAAUCAUUGUACCAUCUAAACUGCUGUGAAAUGUCUCUUCCAUAAACUGGUGUACAAAACUGAAAAAUGCAAUAAUUAAACUUAAACAGGAAGCAUAGAAAUAGCACAGAUCUACUGCUUCAUAGACUUGCUUUUAAUAAGAAUGAAAGAUCUAUCAUUUGCAUUUUUAUGAA
Messenger RNA from Oncorhynchus keta (chum salmon), 1835 nucleotides. RefSeq names its product RWD domain-containing protein 1-like. The transcript has 6 exons. Gene Ontology annotation, molecular function: protein binding. Gene Ontology annotation, biological process: cytoplasmic translation. NCBI's taxonomy places the organism in Eukaryota, Metazoa, Chordata, Actinopteri, Salmoniformes, Salmonidae. The record is from RefSeq and is a predicted model, not a curated record. Bases 288 to 1016 code for a protein of 242 amino acids.